UAAACGAAAAUGAUAAACCAAGCUAGACGUUUGACAAAAAUGGCAGCCUCCACACGUCUUAGUUUCAUUCAUAUUAUUUUUACCUGUAUUUCACUCUGUGCUGCGACGAAGCAAUCGUUUUACUCGUUUUCGGUUCAAAAUUCAAAUGGAAAUAGCCUUCCGCUUGAAAAUUAUCUAGGAAAGGUUACCCUGGUAGUUAAUGUUGCCUCAGAGUGUGGAUUCACAGAUGGACAUUACAAAGGAUUGAUAAGACUGAAGAAUAUACUACAAUCCACUGGAAAGUUUGAAAUUUUAGCUUUUCCAUGUAAUCAGUUUGGUCAACAAGAACCUGGAAGUAAUGAGGCCAUUCAGAGGUUUGUGAGGGAAAUUUACCAUGUCAAUUUUCCAGUAUUAGGCAAGGUAGAUGUACUAGGAGAGAAUGCUUCACCAGCCUGGAAGUAUCUGACCUCCUCAUUUGGGUCAGUUCCUGACUGGAACUUCUGGAAGUAUCUAGUAGAUGAGAAUGGACAUGUGGUAAAUGCUUGGGGACCAAGGACAGCUGUGGAGGAUAUCUUCCACGAAGUUAAGGAGAGUAUAGAUAAGAUUGGCUACAAUAAGCCACAAUAUCAGGGCCACCAACAUGACGACGAGUUAUAAGCAUCACUGUGGUUACAGUGACUAGUGUACUCAACAUGACAAUGGGUUCUUUAAAAAAUCACUUUUGGGCUGUAUUGGCUAGUGAUGUGUACCUGAAAUUUAGACGAAAAAAUUAUGGCAAAUUGAAUUCUGCAGGGUGUUUUCAGGUAGUUGUUCUUUUUUGUUAAACUGAUUUGAAAAAAAAACACAAGUUUUAGUUAUGGGAGUCUGUUGGAAAAUUACAACACAAAGAAAUUCAUACAUUGUAGAUUUUAAUGAAACUUCUCACAGUUGUAAAUUAACAUAUUGUCUCUCUCUUUGUUAAAUAAUAUAUUAGUUCCUUUAUAGUGAAGGUUUUUUUCAUGUCAUUUCUUUUGGUUGUGUGAAAGACAAGCAGGUAAAUAUCAUUAUUUUUUUCUCCAUAAGGUUGAUGAUGGAAAACCAUCUGAAAAUGCUUGACUUUGCCCAGGUGCUCAAACUGCCAGUUGUCUAGUGAGAGAUGUUGCAAUGUUUUUAUAAACAGAAAAUCUGCUGUUAUAUGUUAUAUUUGUUAAUAGUCAUAUUGUGUGUAGCAAAUUGGUGCUUUGUAAAUUACCUAUGCAAGUGUGCUAAAUUUAGACAUUUUAUAUAUGCAAGUGUCUGUAUGAAUUUCUUUUGAAUUUAUGAUCUUGUGUAUCACCUGUUUUGCAGUGUUCAGUAUUAAUAUUUCUCUUGUUUUAAAUACUACUACAUUCAUGGGAAAGUGGUGUCCAGUAAAUAAAUUUGUUGUGUUAUGAACUUUUACAUCUAAUGUUAUGUCCUGUAGUUUACAUGUAAAAAAUGAGAAUGUUUUAUAGUGUUUUUAAUGUUCAGAUUUUCAACCAUUUUUAUACGCACAUAAAAUGUGAUAUAUGAGAUGCACAAGCAGUUCUCAAUUAAUGUUCACAAAACUUGGUCAUAAUGUUUACUGGCAUAAUAGCCUCGCCUAGUUCGGUAACCAGCUGGAUACUCCCUGUCACUCAUUAGUUGUAGUCUUUGACUUAUAAAUUAAUAGUGUCCACUUCAAAAAUCUGAGCAGUUCUUAUGCAGUGUUAACUCAAAAUAGAAUAUUUAUUGACCUCUUAUCUUGGGCAACUUUGGUAACCAGUCAGACAGUCUUUGUUGCUGUGGAAUAAUGACGUACUGUUGAAUUAGUCAAAUACAGAAAAUUGAAACUGGUUUGCACAAUAAGAAGAGUAUUUCAAGUUAUAAGUGAUUUGCUGUGAAAGACGUAUAUAUUGUGGCAGUGUGGCACUUUUGUUUCAUAGAAAAAGUUGUUUUAAUGAGUUGCAAUCAUUUAAUGAUAUUUUGAUAGAUGAUUUUAUUGCUCUUAUGCUUGAAAAUACAUGACAGUUAUAAUGGCAUUGUGCUUUGCUGUUGGAUUAAAUCACUAAUUAAAUGUUUUAAUUAUUUGUUUUCAAAAUGGUGUAUAAAAAUGAAUUCACAAAAUGCACCAAUUCCUCACUAGGCUUGUUUGUUGGUCAGUCAAAGGACUUUUUUUUUCAGAUUUACUGAGUUUUCUCAUAUAGGCUGAGUUUCUCUGUCCUAUAGACAAGUUGUGAUUCCUAUCUCUUGGGCAUUUGAAAGCAGUAUUUUAAAUUAAUAGUUGAUUUAAGAAAUAAUUUAUAGCAAAAAUGUGCUUUAACACUAUUUAUGCACGAUGGGUGCUUAUACCUCGGGCGUAAUAAUUUCUCGAGGGCAUAGCCCUCAUGAAAUUAUUUGUACAACUUAUUACCACCCGAGUGUAUAAAUAGUGUUAAAACACUGUUAUGCUAUAAUUAUUUCGAUUCUAAUGUGCCCUUAAUCUAAAACAGUAGAUAAAAUAUAGAAACGCUCUUUCUUGGUCGCAACAAAAACUUUGACAUCACCGCACGUUAACGUGACGUCAUUCUAGCGCAAGAGUGUUUUAACAGAGACAAGCAUAAUUACUAGAAUAGGUAUUAAUACUGAAGAAGGUAUUAUUUUAUUAGAUAUAUGCAUUUAGGCAACCAAGAAAAGGCAACACAAUCCAGCUGUUUAAGUCAGGUGACUGCUAAAGACAAGUUUAAAAAGUCAGUUUCGUAAGUUAACUGAAUUGUUGCUUUCAAGGCAAGUAGCUGCUUAAUACAGGUGCUGUUAUUACUGCAGACAUUUUAAAUUCCUGUAAAAGGUAAUUAAUGUUACUAUCUUUUAAUCAUAUAAGUAUUUCAAGAUGAUUGACAAAGGAGAAUGCAUACUGAUUUGUCUAAAGGGUAACCAGAUUUACAAUUUGGUAAGCUGUUAAUUGAUUAACCAUUGAUAUUCCUACAUUCAUUGUUUAGUUAUAAAGGAGGUUUGAUUCUAAAAGUUCUUGUAUCAUCCAGUAUGGAAUAUAUUGUAUCCAGUAAGGGAAUUGGAUGGUCACCUGGUACAAAUGCAAAUUCCUGAUUGGAAAAGAAAAAUAGUUGUAGAAUCAAUGAAAAUUGUAGUAGAGAUAUACCAAUCUGUGAAGUUUUUUUCCGACUUUUACCUCCAAUGUGCCAAAUACAAGCCAUUAUCUUAGUCCCUUAAUAUGUCCACUUUAAUGUGUACAGCUAGGUAGAAUUGAGUGUUAUUGUUUGGACAAAUUAUGGUUGUAUUUUAUAUUUAAUUUUUACAUUGUCAGUCAUUG
Molecule: messenger RNA, 3262 nt
Organism: Mercenaria mercenaria
Lineage: Eukaryota; Metazoa; Mollusca; Bivalvia; Venerida; Veneridae
Product: glutathione peroxidase 7-like
Exons: 4
Coding region: 10-636 (208 amino acids)
Biological process (GO): response to oxidative stress
Molecular function (GO): glutathione peroxidase activity
Source: RefSeq, a predicted model, not a curated record